AUGGCUGCAGAAGUGUCGACACGACGCCGAAACUCGGCCCAUUUCUCGAGGAGGAGAAAAGAAAAAAUCACACCGGCUGGGAGAAACGGAAUCUCUGACAUGAAAAUUGCUAAUCGAGUUGAAAAACUCGGAGCCAAAACCGUUGACCCGUUCGACGUCAUUGCCGCCCGAGAAGCGACGAAUGGCAAUGCCGAGGACUUCGGAAGUAAGCAAACCGGCGUGUUGCCGAUAAAAAUCGACUACGGACCGCCGGGAUCCCCGCCGAAAAACCUCAAAUGGAUUCAUUCCGAACGGGAGCUCAGCGAAGAAACGAUUCGCUUGAUGUUGCCCAAAUUCGCGCUCGGUUUACCCCUCGUUGAUCAGCCCUACCGUUUCGUGGCCGAGCGCGGUUUCGUCGAUUUGCUUAAUUUCGCCAAGAACAGCCGACCGAUUAUCGCAAACUUGAUUCAAAUUGUUCGCGCUCUCCGCGCCGCUCUCUACUCGUUCGAUCACGCGAAAAAGAGGGAGACACUCAGGAUUUUAGUUAAAUUAUCCAGAAUCCAGGGCGUCGGCCCGGCACUGGUGCCCUUCUAUCGACAACUGUUGCCGCCACUGCGUGUGGUCAGCCAUGUCUCGUCGUUGGCCGGGAAAAUCGUCUCGAUUGAUCGAGAUUUGGAGAGGGAUAUUGGGACGGCUUUAAACGAACUGGAGCGAAAUGGUGGGCCGAAUGCGUAUACGAACAUCAAGUAUGUUCUUCCCACUUACGAAUCGUGUCUCGGUGUU
Molecule: messenger RNA, 762 nt
Organism: Mesorhabditis belari
Lineage: Eukaryota; Metazoa; Nematoda; Chromadorea; Rhabditida; Rhabditidae
Source: the annotation of a GenBank genome assembly